Molecule: messenger RNA, 1618 nt
Organism: Rana temporaria (common frog)
Lineage: Eukaryota; Metazoa; Chordata; Amphibia; Anura; Ranidae
Gene: CENPN
Product: centromere protein N
Exons: 11
Coding region: 94-1185 (363 amino acids)
Biological process (GO): CENP-A containing chromatin assembly; chromosome segregation
Source: RefSeq, a predicted model, not a curated record
CGCCGGGAGUCGUGAUGGGGCUCUUGUUGAUGAUGUCGUCGAAAGGCGACUCGGCCGUGAUUGGCCAGUUUGAAGGGACCUCUUUUUAGCGCCAUGGCGGCGCCUCCGGGGAGUGCUCUGAGGAGCCACCGACGGCGGAGCACUCCCGUCGUAGAUGAAUGCGUUACAGAAUUUAUUAAGAGGACCGUUCAGAAAAUGUCUAUUGCUGAACUGAUGAACAAUUUAAGAGCAUGGGGCUUUUUAACAGAUGCAGAGCUCCAGACAUUACCAGCAAAGACCACCAGGGAAUAUAUAGCACUGCAAGUGGUUCAUCUGUGUGAGGCAAAACAGGCUACAAUAAAUCAAGCAGCAGAUUUGGAUAUCAUCUAUAAUCAUUCUAAUGCAAAUAGGAGGACGUGGGAGGUUUAUCAGAUGUCUAAGCCAACUGAUUCUGAAAUGAAUCACAUCGAUGUGUCGGAAUUCAAAGCACGCUUCAAGAAAGUCAUUCACUCAGUUAUGAAAAAUGUAACUAUCCACUUCAAAGAUUUUGAAGAUGCAAUGUGGAUCCGCUUAGCUUGGAGUCAAACUAGUAUGAAGCCCAAUCAAUACAGACCUACAUUUGUUGUGUACCAUACCCAAACGCCUUACGUCUUUGUUUCAAGUCUUUCAAGUACCUUCCGUCCUGUCUUGUGUCAAGCACUGUUAAGUGCUGCUAGAUACAGUCAUUUUCAGCAGAUGGACCUGAAAAGUCGGUGCUUGGAUUCCCUGAAAGACAUAGUCUUUAAGAGGUUCAAUCAGAACUUACAAGCAUACCACCCAAGACCGCUUCAAGAGAGAAACUAUGUGCCAGCCAUAUUGGAUCCAAGAGUGACUUAUGAAAACCUUAAGGAAAAAGACAGGGUUCAUUAUCUGACUCGUGAAACAUUUGGAGAUGGGCCCCUUCCAAAAUUGGAUCAUGCGUCCUAUAGGCUGGAAACCACGUUCAAAGGGGUACCUGGCAUUUCUGAAGAGAUUGAACCCUUACGAUGUGUUGUCAAGUUCUCUGGCCCCAACCUCCUUGAGUCAAUCAGGUCACUGGCACCAUCAGGUGUUGCAGAGGCACCUAUCUCAAGCCUAUUGACAUGUAUACCUCACAGAGCCAGAAAUAUUUUUAAAAUCUCGGAUAAGAGACCAUUACAACCCACCAGCAGCCAGGCCACCAACUAGUGAUUUCAUUAAGAGGUAUCCAAGGACGUGAUUUUGAGGCAACCAGGUUGGACUGGUCCUAUUUGGUUACUCAGGAAGCAAGAUGGAUCCUAAUAAAGAUGGCUCGCUUACACCUCUUACAGGACCAGAUCAGGAAGCAGGAUUGCCCAAUGUAUGCAUUUUAUUUUUUAUUGGCUUUUGCAGCUGAGGACGACCAAGAUCAUUCAUCUGAAAAACGAAGAAAAUCAUUGGGCUGUAAUAGUAAGCCACAAGUAAACCGUUUUCCAAGGGCUUGUGUUGAGAUGUGAGGAGCAGGUGACAAAUAAGAUUUCAGCUUUCAUUUCUUUUCAGUGGUCAGUGCAGUGUUAUGCUAUAAAUUUUUUGUAUGAAACAUUAAAGGGGUUGUACAGGUUUGUUUUUUUAUUUUCUAAUUGGGUUGCUUUUUAAGCCUGUG